UGCCACACCAACACAUGGUACACAGCACGUAGUCUCGCGGUGAAAGACCGGAGGUGUAGUUGCAACGUUUCGCUUUUUUUGUUAAUUUGAACGUUGUUGAGAUGCACACUGAAUAGUGCACAGUCAAGAAUCGCGAUUGAAGUAACGUAUUUGUUGUCCAAAGCUUGAACAUAAGAUGGGGUUUUCGCGGAAAAGCAUUUCGAUGGCGUCAUUAGCCUUAUUUCUCAUCGCCUCUUUCAUCGGCAUUAGCGAGGAAAUUGCUGUCAUGAGUAUCGACAUCGGCAGCGAAUGGAUGAAAGUUGCUAUCGUUUCCCCUGGUGUCCCCAUGGAGAUAGCUUUAAAUAAGGAAUCCAAAAGAAAAACACCAGUGUCGAUUGCAUUCAGAGAUGGUGAGAGAUCUUUUGGGGAGGAUGCCCAAGUGGUCGGUGUGAGAUUUCCACAGAACACCUACUCCUACAUCCUAGAUCUCUUAGGGAAGCCUAUAAACAAUCCUCUAGUACAACUCUAUCUAAAAAGAUUUCCUUACUACAAUAUUAUUGCUGAUGAUGAGAGAGACACUAUAGCAUUUAAGUUGAACGAAAACACAACAUAUACCCCAGAAGAGCUGCUCGCGCAAAUACUACAUAAGGGCAAGGAAUUCGCGGAGGUCUCAGCCCAUCAAAAGAUCAAUGAGGCUGUCAUUACAGUCCCGGGAUUCUUCAAUCAAGCCGAGAGGAGGUCUCUGGUGCAAGCAGCGGAGCUCGCUGGCUUGAAGGUAUUGCAGCUCAUAAACGAUUACACAGCUGUCGCCCUCAACUACGGCGUGUUCGGUAGAACCGAAAUAAACGACUCUGCACAUUACAUUUUGUUUUACGAUAUGGGUGCCAGCAGCACCACCGCGACGGUCGUUAGUUAUCAGAACGUGAAAACGAAAGAAAGAGGUUUCGUUGAGACCAAUCCUCACGUUACCGUGCUGGGUGUCGGUUACGAUCGCACGCUCGGCGGGCUGGAGAUGCAGAUCAGACUGCAGAAUUAUUUAGCUCGAGAAUUCGAUGCUCUGAAGAAAACGCCAAACUCAGUGUUCAAGAGCCCGAGAUCGAUGGCGAAGCUUUUCAAGGAGGCUGGCCGCGUGAAAACCGUGCUUAGCGCUAACGCGGACCACUUCGCACAGAUCGAAAGUCUGAUAGAUGAUAUAGACUUCAGAUUGCAAGUGACGAGAGAAAAGCUGGAAGAGAUAUGUGCCGAUCUGUUUGAGCGCGUAGCGAAUCCCGUGAGAACUGCCUUGGAAACGUCAGGUUUAGCAAUGGAUGUUAUAUCUCAUGUUGUACUGGUGGGAGCAGGUACCCGAAUGCCAAAGGUACAGGAAAAACUGUCUCAGUAUGUGAAGACGGAAUUGUCAAAGAACGUGAAUACAGACGAGGCUGCAGCUCUAGGAGCUGCAUAUAAAGCGGCUGAUCUCAGUCAGGGUUUCAAAGUUAAAAAGUUCGUCACGAAGGACGCUGUGGUGUUUCCGAUUCAAAUCGUAUUUGAUAGAAUGAUCGAUAACAAAAUAAAGCAGGUGAGAAAGACGUUGUUCAGCAGAAUGAAUCCUUUCCCACAGAAGAAGAUUAUUACUUUCAACAAGCAUACGGAAGAUUUUGACUUUCAAGUGAAUUACGCCGAAUUGGAUUAUUUGCCAUCCAGUGAGGUACUUGCUAUCGGUAAUUUAAAUAUAUCUAUCAUAUCUCUGAAUGGCGUAGCUGAGGCUUUAGAGAAACACGCUAAGGAAGGUGCCGAAAGUAAAGGAGUCAAGGCACAUUUCAAUAUGGAUGACAGUGGAAUACUGAAUUUGUUAAAUGUAGAACUAGUUUCUGAAAAGUCAAGCGUUACCGUUGACGAAGAAGAGGGUACUUUCUCAAUACUUGGCUCAACUAUUACUAAAUUCUUUGCAGGUUCCAAUGAGAAAGAGACGAUAGAAAAGACGGAAGAACCACCAAAAGAAGAUAUAAAACCGGUGCAUGAAGAACCUGAGUAUCUGGAGCCGUCAAAGGAUGCGGAGGAGAAAACAAAGAAGAAGAACGAAACGAAAUCGAGCGAAGAUAAAGCCGGAAAUAAGACUGAGAAGGCAGACAAAGAGAAGAAAGCCACUGUCGUUCAAAUUAAGGAAUCUAUCAGCUCGAAUGAGAUCAAAUUGGGAUCACAAAUUCUGUCCGGUGAUAGACUUGUACAGUCUCAAGACAAGAUACAUAAUUUGGACAUGCAUGAUUUGAAGAAAGCACGUCGAGAGACUGCACUGAACAAUCUCGAGUCAUAUGUAAUCGAUGCGCAGCAAAAGCUCGAUUCCGAAGAAUAUUCAGUCGCGGCCACCGAGAAAGAGAUCGAAGAAAUACGUAAAGCGUGUGCUGAGGUCUCCGAAUGGUUAUACGAAGAUGGAUUCGCCGCGACCGCGGAAGUGUACGAGGAGAAAUUGUUGGAACUGCAGAAGUUAACCGGCGACGUCUACGAGAGAGUUUCCGAGCACCGGGAUCGUCCAGAAGUUCUGAAGGCAGUAUUUUUACUGCUCGACAGCAGUAAAUUGUUCUUGAAUAGUAUGCGAAACUUGAGUGUAACGGCCGAUGUCAUCACGCCCGUUGAAGUGGAGACGUUAGAAAAAGCAAUCAACGAGACGCAGGAUUAUUAUGACAUGGUUACGAAAUAUUUCGCUGAAACACCUUUGAACGAACCAGUGAAAUACAAAGUCCGACAUAUCUCGAAUAAAAUGGAACUGCUUGAUAGAGAAAUUAAGUAUCUUAUAAACAAAAUAAAAAUCUGGAAGCCGAAGCAAGAAGCUGCAAUAAACCAGACGGACAGUAAAACUGAGGAGGCGACAGAAAAUCAAGAAGAAUUACCACUUGAUUUAACGACAGAAGCUGAUGCUGAGAAAGACAAAUCUGCAGAAGAACAAAUUAUAUCAAAUAAUGAACAAGAGCAGCAACAAGAAGUACCAAUAAUAGAUGAGAUGCAGGAGUCGUUAGUUAUACCAGAAAGGAAGGAACCGCCAAGUGAAAGCGAAGUUGAGGAGGACACGCAUCAAGAACUGUAAAGAAAUAAUUUAUUUAAAAGUGUGUGAUUCUCUGUUAUUGAUCGACGGGCAGCGUCGAUUUAGGGCAAUUUCUGUAGAUUUAUCUUUGUCGGAUGCAUUUAAGACGCAAAUCAAAUCUUUACACGUUUGCUCUACGAAUCGAUAAAUUAUAUCGCGAAAUUAAAUGCAAUUUUUCUUCUAUAAUUGAUAAUAUUAUAUUAGUGUUAUGAAAUAUGCGCGAAUAAUUUUGUUCGUUGAUUUAUUUAUCAUGAAAGUGUUAUUAACGCAUGGUCGUUAUAAUCGGUGAUAAUCUUAUCGAGGGAACCGCUCUACUUGCGAUAAUUACAUUACACAAGUGCCAAGCACAAUAGCAGGUUCUGAUAUUCAAUUUAUCUAAUAUAGGCAUACACGUGUGAAUAGGCCAGUUCUUAGGAAAAGUUCAUAUGUCAAAUCUUUAAAAUUGUAAUAUAUCAAAUUUUUUACUUUGCAUGUCAAACCUGUUUCAAAUGCUGCAAAUCUAUCAUUUGAUUACGUGUAAUCGUCAUAUUUGGUGAUGUAGUAUAAAGCAUAUUACUUAAAAAAAUGAAUAAGUUAAAAAUGAUUUUCGCAUAAAUAUCGUUUAUAGAAUGUAUUUUUUCGUACGGAUACAUUUUUACUGUAUUUCUAAAUAUAUCCUGAAAGAAUUUCUCUUACUUCUUACAUAUAAAUAUACAUCGAUAUUACUUGAUCAGUCAGCAUCAUCUCUUACAAAGAAACGCAUUAUUUUUAUUACUUAUAAAUUAUUAAUUAAAUAACGCGUUUUUUUUAUCGUUUUUGAUGACUCUGCAUAAUGAAUGACUAAAUAUUCUUACACAUAUAUCUUACAGAUAUUUUCAUUAUCUUUUAUAAAUAAAGUAAUUACAUUCGCACAAAAUACAUUAAAUACGAAAAUAAAAAAUAAUAUGAUAAAAUUGCUCUUUCAUGCAGCUAGUACUUAGCAAAAUUCUCUGGCAAUGAAGAAUAUAUAGCAAAAAGAUUGUCAUUCUACUGCCAACUAGGCGUUUGGGUUCAACGAAUUAUCAUUCAAAUAAUGAUAAAGAUAAAACUGUAAUUUCGAACAUUACUAUUACCGAUAUCUAUUAAUUUGAAAGAAUAAAAAAAUAUAUAAGAUA
Molecule: messenger RNA, 4170 nt
Organism: Odontomachus brunneus
Lineage: Eukaryota; Metazoa; Arthropoda; Insecta; Hymenoptera; Formicidae
Gene: Grp170
Product: hypoxia up-regulated protein 1
Exons: 9
Coding region: 176-3040 (954 amino acids)
Biological process (GO): negative regulation of hypoxia-induced intrinsic apoptotic signaling pathway; cellular response to hypoxia; endoplasmic reticulum unfolded protein response
Cellular component (GO): endoplasmic reticulum chaperone complex
Molecular function (GO): ATP-dependent protein folding chaperone; ATP binding
Source: RefSeq, a predicted model, not a curated record